AUGGAAGGGAAAAGUGAUGGUGAAAACCCUUUGGACCCACGUACUCCAGGAACUGAAAACAAUACGCCACCGAUUCGUGGGAUUGGGUUACGAGUAACAAACAUUGAAGGUAACCCUCUGUUACCUAGACGUGGAUUGUAUUCUACCAGUAAUACUUCGGUGUUGGAUGGGUUGCUCGAGAUUUCGAAGCCUGUGGAAUUGGAUAAUAUAUGGGGUUAUGGGGAUGUGUUUACGGCUGCCAAUAUGGAACCCCAUGCAAACCCUAGUUCGAGUAACGUGGUAAAGGAAGUGCACAGCGUUUCUUAUGCGGAUAAGGUUAAAACUCAAACAUCGAUGAAAAGAGAGGUCAACUUCCGUAAGUUGGAUGCUACAGAGACAGUUCAGGAUGCCGAUGUGCUUAUUCCUCGCGAGGUAAUUAAAAAGGUCCAAGAUAAGUUUGAGAAUGUUUUGUAUGGCUAUUUUUUGGGCAACCGGUUACCGUUUCCGGUUGUGGAAUAUUAUGCGAAAAAUGUGUGGGCUAAGUAUGGUUUCUCCAAAAUCAUGAUGAACAAGGAUGGGUUCUUCUUUUUUAAGUUUGAAACAAAAGAGGGCAUGGCCAAAGUUUUGGAAGGAGGUCCAUGGUUGAUCAGAAAAGUGCCGUUGUUUUUGAAUAUCUGGUCUCCGGAUGUGAGUCUAAGGAAAGAGGGUAUUAAAUCGAUUCCUGUAUGGGUCAAGAUGUAUAACGUUCCAAUUGCAAUUUAUACGGAUGAUGGCUUGAGUUUGUUGGCUUCUAAGAUAGGAACACCGAAGAGAUUAGAUGGGUAUACAGCGGAUAUGUGUGCGGAUAACUGGGGACGGAGCAGUUUUGCAAGGGCUCUAAUCGAAAUAGACGCGGAGAAUGAAAUAAAAGACCAUAUCAUUGUUGCCAUACCGAAGCUGGAAGGAGAGGGUUACAUCACGGAGAGGGUGAAAGUGGAGUAUGAAUGGCAGCCACAGAGGUGUUCUCUGUGUUGUAUUUUUGGCCACAAUGAUCAGACAUGUAUCAAGAAUGUUAAUAAUAAAGCUAAACAAGUGGUGGUGGAUGACGAGGGUUUCACUGUCGAUAAGCGGAAGGUGGCAAGGAUGGGAACGAUGCAAAAGAGACAAAAGCAGAAAUUUAUCUAUAAACCUAAGCUGAAUAAGUCAGGAGCAAGUACCUCGGGCACUAAGGAGAAUACUUCGGAUAAUAGGAAAAAUGCUAGUGUGAAAACUGCUAAUUCGUUUGAGGCUUUGGAUAGUGACUAUUUGGAAGAACAUGUAGCCGUAAGCGGGUUGAACAAGGAGCUGAAGCAGAACUCGAAAUUUGGGAAUGGGAUACCUACUCGAUCUGAGGAUGAAGUAGAGGAGGUCGUUCAGACGGAGAUGGCGUCAUUCAUGAAAGCUGGUAAGAGUCAUGUUUCUGAGGGGGCAAGCACUCCCGGUCAAGAAGAAUCGCAUGUGAAUGUCACGAAGCUGGGUACCAUAUGUAAUAGUGUAUUUCGGAAUUGGAAUUGGACAUCUAAUGGGGAUUUAUGUAGCAGGGGCACCCGAAUAAUUCUGGGUUGGGAUUCGGAUGUGGUGGAUCUCAUGGUGCUCGCCCAAACUGAUCAGGUUAUUCACACACAAAUGCUGGAUAAGGCUAAUAAAAAAGUGUUAUUCUGCUCUUUUGUAUACGCGGAGAAUAAGUAUCAAGAUCGUAGAAGUCUAUGGGAGAGUUUAUGUAAUCACAAAUCCUUAUGUCAUGAUAAACCAUGGGUCGUUAUGGGGGAUUUUAAUGCUACGCUUCAGCUUGAGGACUCCAUUUAUGGAACAUCUCAACAGACGAUCAGCAUGGGUGAGUUUAGAGAUUGUGUUCAGUUUCUGGAAUUGUUGGAUAUUCAGGGGCAUGGUUUUCAGUUUACUUGGAACCAACGACCCAAAGAUGGGGUGGGUCUUCUUAAAAAGAUUGAUAGAGUCAUGGGUAAUAUUCAGUUCCUGGAUUUCUGGCCGAAUGCUUUUGCUAUGUAUCACCCAUUUAGAAUCUCGGACCAUACGCCGUGUAUUUUGAAGAUGGGGGCCGUAAAUGAGAAGAAAAUCAAGCCUUUCAAGUUUCCGAACUUUAUCGCGUCCAAGCCGGAAUUCCUGACUUGCGUGGACCAGGAAUGGAGGCGAUCGGUUUCAGGCUUUAACAUGUUUUCGGUCACAAAGAAACUUAGUAAUCUCAAACCGCAUUUAAGAAAGAUCCUAUUCAACCAGGGAAACUUGCAUGCUAAGGUGUCGGAGCUUAGGAAAAAGUUGGAUGAGCUUCAAAUGCUUGUUGAUCAGAGCCCUUUGGAUGCUAAUCUCCGUCAACUUGAAGCGACUUGUCUUCAAGAAUUUCAGUCCGCUGCUUAUGAUGAGGAAUGUUUCCUCAAACAGAAAUCAAAGGUCGAAUGGUUGUGUGCUGGAGACUCUAAUACGAAAUAUUUUCACAAUGUGGUGAAAAGCCGUAAUGCGAGGGGCAAAAUUCAUAGUGUUGUUGAUACUUUGGGGGUUCGCCAUGAAGGUAAUGGGGUGCCGGCUGCCCUAGUUACCCAUUACACCAACUUUCUUGGUGUUGAGGACCAGGUUACGUCCAUUAACUUGGAUAGUUUGUUUGUUAAUGUUCUUAACCAUGAUGAUGCGGCUAAUAUGGUUAGACAAGUUACUAGAGAGGAAGUCAAAGCGGCUAUGUUUAACAUUGGUGAAAAUAAAGCCCCGGGUCCUGAUGGGUAUACGUCUGCUUUUUUCAAGAAGGCUUGGGAUAUUAUCGGUACUGAAGUCACGGAUGCAGUCCUUGAUUUUUUUGAUAAUGGUAAACUCCUCAAACAAUUAAAUCAUACGAUCCUAGCUUUGAUUCCUAAGAAAGACAUCCCGGACUCUGUUUUGGAUUAUCGCCCUAUUUCAUGUUGUAACGUGCUUUAUAAGUGUAUUAGCAAGAUAAUCACGGAUAGGAUUAAGGGGAGCUUGGGGGCUCUUGUCAGCAUUAAUCAGUCGGCCUUUAUCCCGGGUAGGAAAAUCUCUGAUAAUAUCCUUCUAACUCAAGAGCUGAUGCACAACUAUCAUUUGAAUAGAGGCCCUGCGAGGUGUGCUUUUAAAAUAGACAUCCAGAAAGCAUAUGAUACGGUUAGUUGGUCUUUUUUAAAAGCUAUCCUUAUUCGUUUUGGAUUUGAUCAGCGUAUGGUGCAGUGGAUUAUGACGUGUGUUUCUACGGCUUCAUACUCAUUGUCAGUUAAUGGUAAUCUUCAUGGUUUUUUCAAGGGGAAGAGGGGGUUGAGACAGGGCGAUCCUAUGUCUCCGUAUUUGUUUACCCUUAUCAUGGAAGUGUUGUCUCUUUUAUUGCAACAGGCGGCUGAUGUCAAUUCGUCUUUUAAAUUUCAUCAUCAGUGUGCUAAGCAGAGAAUUAUUAAUGUUUCUUUUGCGGAUGAUUUGUUCAUAUUUGUCCAUGCUGACAUUUGCUCGGUCAAAAAGAUUCGAGAUGCUCUACAAAACUUUACCAGUUGGUCGGGGUUGGUUCCGAGCCCAACCAAGAGUACCGCAUAUUUUUCAAAUGUGCCGUCUUUGGUAAAACAACAGAUUCUCUCGCUGAUGCCUUUCCAAGAAGGUAAUCUGCCGGUUAGAUAUCUUGGGGUGCCUCUCAUAUCUACAAAGCUGAUUUUUAAAGAUUGUAAAAUCUUGAUUGAGCGCAUGGAGAGCAGAAUUACGAGCUGGAUUGCUAAAUCUUUGUCUUUUGCGGGCCGCCUCCAACUUAUUAAAUCAGUUUUAUCGUCAAUGCACAUCUUUUGGGCGUCAGUUUUUAUUCUCCCUGCUCGGGUAAUUGCUGAAUUAGAGAAAAGAAUGCGUCGUUUCUUAUGGAAUGCGGGUUCGUUGGGCAGGAUUCGUGCCAAAAUUGCUUGGUCUGAUGUUUGUUUACCUAAAGAGGAGGGAGGUUUAGGUAUUCGAAAUAUAGGAGAUGUUAAUAAAGCUCUUAUGACUAACCACAUAUGGAGUAUUAUCAUGAACCGAGAGUCUUUGUGGGUUCGAUGGAUCCACUCAUACAAGCUAAAGGGGAGAAGUUUUUGGGAGGUUCCUUGUAGGGGGAGUGUGAGUUGGGGAUGGCGUAAGCUCUUAUCCAUUCGGAAUUUGGUUCGUCCGUAUUUGGUUAUGUCUAUUAGAAGUGGCGGCCAGACUAAUGCAUGGUGUGAUAAUUGGUGCCCUUUGAGUCCGAUUAGUACUUUUAUUACUCCGAGAACCAUUGCUAAUGCGGGCUUUAACAUGCGCUCUACGGUUGCUGAUAUAGUUGAUGCUUCGGGUCAAUGGCGAUGGCCGGCAGCGUGGUAUGAUUUGUUUCCGGUCUUGAUAAAUUUACAUCCACCAACUCUUGUUCACAAUGUACCAGACAAACCUACGUGGAAAGACUUGGAGGGUAAAGAUAGUUUUUUCAGCUCUAAGGAAGUUUGGAAUAACAUUAGAAGUCGGGGUGAAACGGUCUCUUGGUUCAAUAUGAUUUGGUUUCCCCAGUGCAUUCCUAGACAUUCGUUCCAUAUGUGGCUGGUUAUAAGGAACAAACUCAAAACACAGGAUCGCCUUAUGAUUUGGGAAGCCGGGAGUGCUACGAAUUUACGGCUUAUGUGUUGCCCACUUUGUCGUUAUGAUCGUGACUCUCGUGACCACCUUUUCUUCCAAUGCAGCUUUGCGUCUCGUGUUUGGAAUAAUGUUAAAACGAUGGUUGCGUUGGAGAAUGUUUCUGAUUCUUGGGCGUCCAUCUGUGCAUGGAUGGAGAGCACGGCGUCUUCAAAGACGACGAAUGUCGUCGUGGGAAAGAUUCUGAUUUCGGCUACAACAUAUUUUGUAUGGCAAGAGCGGAAUGCUAGACUUUUCUCUAAGAAUCACAAGUCGGUUGAAGUGGUGACUGAAUUAAUCAAGCACACGGUCCGGUUAAAGCUUAUGGGUUUCAAGUUUCGCGGCAGCGCAGAUCGGAAAAGAGUGCUAAAGGCUUGGAAGAUUUAUUCAGAUGAAGAUGGAUUUGAUCCGGUUUUGUUUCCUAGUCUUGAUGAGGAAUGCUUUCUUAAGCAGAAAGCUAAGGUUGAUUGGCUUAGUGCGGGUGAUGCUAAUACUUCAUAUUUCCACAAGUGUGUGAAAAGUAGAAAUGCUAGAAGUAAAAUUUCGUGUAUCAAAGAUGCUCAAGGUAAUCAGUUUGAGGGCGAUGAUGUUCCGGCUGUUUUUGUUGCUCAUUACACGGAUUUCUUGGGUACUCCGGACCAUGUUGACCGGCUUGAUAUUGAUAACUUGUUUAUUAAUACUCUCUCUAGUGAUUCUGCAAAUCAUAUGGUUCGUCCGGUGACCAGAGAGGAAGUCAAAAAGGCUAUGUUUAGCAUUGGGGAGAACAAAGCUCCGGGGCCUGAUGGGUUCACUUCAGCCUUCUUUAAACAUGCUUGGGAUACUGUCGGUGAGGAAGUUACGGACGCGAUUCUUGCUUUCUUUGAUAAUGGCCAAUUGCUUAAACAGAUUAAUCACACGAUCAUUGCAUUGGUGCCUAAAAAGGAGACCCCAAAUUCGGUUCUUGAUUAUAGACCGAUUUCUUGUUGUAAUGUGCUAUUCAAAUGCAUUAGUAAAAUCAUCACGGAUAGACUUAAAGGCAAUUUGGAUAGCUUGGUCAGCAUAAACCAAUCGGCAUUUGUUCCUGGUCGUAAGAUAUCUGAUAACAUCCUCCUCACGCAAGAACUUAUGCAUAAUUAUCAUACCAAUUGA
Messenger RNA from Helianthus annuus (common sunflower), 5724 nucleotides. RefSeq lists its product as uncharacterized. The record is from RefSeq and is a predicted model, not a curated record. NCBI's taxonomy places the organism in Eukaryota, Viridiplantae, Streptophyta, Magnoliopsida, Asterales, Asteraceae. The coding region runs from base 1 to 5724 and encodes 1907 amino acids. The transcript has 4 exons.